This is a messenger RNA of Chondrus crispus (carragheen), 2985 nucleotides long. RefSeq lists its product as hypothetical. The transcript has a single exon. The coding region runs from base 1 to 2985 and encodes 994 amino acids. The record is from RefSeq and is a predicted model, not a curated record. NCBI's taxonomy places the organism in Eukaryota, Rhodophyta, Florideophyceae, Gigartinales, Gigartinaceae.
AUGCUUGCAGAGGGGGAACAUGCCGAGUCUGCAGUAACCAGAGCUUUGCAGAAGCUCUUGCCCACAUUUGUACAUCGCGUUGAAGCAGACAUUACGGAUGUGAAACUAGUAUUGCACUUUGCCAGUGGAGAAGAGGCCUGCGUUACUCUGCAAGCGUUUACCGUAAGCCCCGUGGAUGUGGCUGGACCGCAGGCUCUGGCGAAAGACCACGGGGCUCUUGCAAAGCAAAUUGUUUUUAAAGGACUUUCGGCAUCAUUGCUGGGGGACUCCAGAACCGUGCUUGCGAUAUCAACCGAUCUGGUCAUCCUUCAGCUGAUGCUUAGUGAGAGUAUUUACGAGGUCAACGUCUUGUUGUCGGACGAAUUGUCUCUUGCACUUGACUUAUCGCUAGAUUUAUUUUUGUCUUGUCUACGGGCGCGCAUUUGUCGCUGGAAGCGUGCGGCAUUGUACGGCCGCCCUCACGAAACAGUUUCCGCAAACUCGCGCUCAUGGUUGCAGUACGCAGUCCGUGCCAUGUGUGGGCGACAAGAUAUUGCGCGUUCAGAGUUGUCUGUGGAUAUAUGCCGUCGAGCAACUGCGUCAUUCCGAGAUUACAAACGUCUGCAUCUCCUUCGCUUGCGAAAUGCCGAUGCUCUCAGUGAGGACGACGAAAAGCAAAUACGAAACCUAGAGGAUGUUUUGGACGCAGAUAUGAUAUUGCUAUUGAGGAAAAAUGCUCGCGCUGAUGUGAUGGCGGAAGAAGUAUCUGCUUUUGCCACCAAAGAAUGGCUAAGUUGGGUUUUCUUUGACAGGCGCAUGUCCGAGGAACGAGAACAUCUCUCAGGGGAAAUCCGUAAGUCGCUAUAUGUCGUUGGCAGGCGAGAGCGAGGGGAACACGACGUUGGAAAAACGCCUGCAGCACGAUCCGAAUCUCUCCAAGCGUUGACGCGACCCUGGUCACACUUGAAGCUUUCUUUUGACGUGAAGGGCUUCUCCACAAGCCUGACAAAUUCAAAAAGCCGCGUGGGGUCUUUGACUCUUAGUGGCUUUCAAUGUCAAGCGAUGCUCGAUUCUGGUCUGCGAUCUUACGAGACGACGCUCAUAGUCUCUGACUUCGUAUUGAGAGACAAAGACAGCAUCAUCGCGUGCCGUGGAAAAAUUUCCGGCGAAGUCCAAGAUAAUUUAGACACACAAGAAGGUUGUGCGUUUUUCCAAGCAGGGUUUCGGCGAGCAGCGUCGGGAAAUGAUAUUUCUGCAGAGCUGAAAAUCGCGCCGUUUGUUUGUUUGUUAGCUGUGAACCGGUUCUUUUUUUACUCUGAGCUCGUGGGAGCAAUGAGUUCAUUGAUCAGUUCUCCGCCUCCCAACUCUUUGGCAAAUGUUGCCGAAGCCAGAUAUGGAAAAGCCAGUAAGGCUGGCACCCCUCCACGUUUGGCCUUCCAGAUAGCCAUACCGAGUGCUGAGGUGCUCGUUGGCUACAGGCAGACGAUUGCAACAACGGUAGAGGCCCAAAAAUGGUUUCUUAUCCAUACACAUACAAUUACCCUCUGCGUCACUGAUAUGUUAAACGGAUUUCAUAUGACAGGAAGCGUCUGUGGAAGUAUCCAAGACGUCCCUCCGUCGGAAUUUAAACCCGAUGUUCGAAGAAUGUUGCAGGUUCCGGGGAAUGACUCUGUGCAAAGUGGAAAGUGCUUGGGUGUUUCUACGAGUGCUGUAAUCAAACUUAGUUCUAGUAGUUUUUCUUUGCAAAGCGAGUUACUUCAAGCAAAUUUGACAUCAGCUGGGGUGCACGAUCUUGUGUGCAUAUCAAGGAAGGCCCUCGAGCAGUUAGUGGACAUCCAUGUCGAUAGCGGGAGGCACACCCUGGUUAAUGUUCCCUUGAAGAAAAGCUCAGAUUUGGAAGCAGGCAGAUCUUAUCGAUUUGCGGUUUCCAGUCUGACGUGCAGUUUUCAUGAGUUUUCAAAUGCUUCAAGUUCUCUGCUAUCUGCACGCCUUGAUGUCUCGGAGCUCUCAAUAACCUUGUCAAGAGAAUCCGUUGUCGACGCCACUGUGAAGCAAGCAAGAUUUUCUGAUAUUUUGCAUGGAGGCCAUGCCUUUGUUUCAGGGAGCCCACGACAUGCUUUUGGAAUCCAUCUUGAAAGCUGUGAGAGGUUGCAAGGAAAGAGAAUUGACUUUGAUAUUAAGGUAGCAUCUGCUUUUAUCCUAUUGAAACCAGAAUCCCUGAAUGUCGUGGUUUUCAUCUUGCAUCGAAUGACGAAAGCGCUUGCGACGGAGUCAUCGAGGACGGGGGCCAUGAAGCCUGCAGGUAUGCAAAACGAUUUCUCAACGCCAUCCUUGUCUCCCAGAGUCCCGUCCCGCACGUCUGCGUUUUUUCGAGACUUGCAAUUAAGAUGUCUAUGCGAAGGAAGUGAUAUAGUCCUUUGCACUCAAAACGUGUUCUUGGUGGAACAUGCCGGGACGUGGAGUGGAUCUGUACAUAGCCUGGAAGGCAGAGAUCACACCGAACUCUCGGCAGUCCACAACGUGUUUUUACAAAAGGUGCCUACCUCUCUUCCGUGGCCCUCCGAUCGCAGAGCUUUGUCCUUCAAUAUUACUCCGACUUCUACAAACAUUAACAUCCAUUCCCUUCAAGCAACUGUUGUACGUUCCUCGAUUGAACGCCUCGUGGGUAUGUGUCAAUUGCUGACAGACUCAGUUGAACGUGCCGCUAACACCUGCAAAAUUGCUCCGGAUGUCGAUGCGGCACAUGAUGAGACACCUGUAGACCAACCACGCCGACAUUCUGUUUCUAUCCAGGGCGCUGAGGUCACCGUUCGCCUUCCUGUUUCAUUGCAUGGAAAUGGUUGCAUUUGCAUUGAAACGUCUCUUUUGACAACAACCUUUGGAUCUGAUGCCUUCGUUUUGUCGCUUCGGAAGGCUUCAGUCUUGACGAGAGGUUCUGUGCUGGAGCAAACGAUUCUAUCGCCGGAAAUACACUUUCCACUGCAUCAACUUCGAAAUGCCCGGUAG